CCCCACAGCACCUGUAUAUCGAAAUAUAAAUUCGGCCUGUAUACCGUCACAAGUGCUUUACCACUGCCUCUAUGAUAUAGUGGUUAAGCAUUGGAGAUCAACUUCUAGAUCAAUCGUUAAAGAAUUGAUAUUUAGCAACCAGAAAAUUGAUACAACUCUUCUGAGUCCGAUCUGUUUCAUAUUCCAAGCUGUUUCAGUCAUGCCAAGCUACAAAAUAAGCUACUUCAACAUUCGCGGUCUCGCCGAGCCCGCACGAAUGAUGCUCGCUCUACGAGGUUGCGAGUACGUGGACGAACGAUUCUCACACGAGGAAUGGCCACAACGAAAGAUUGACAAGGCUGCAUUUCCUCUCGGCCAAGCUCCGGUCCUGACGGUUGAUGGCAAGGUGGUUAUCCCGCAAAUCAGGGCGAUUUGUAGAUAUCUUGCUUCUGAGCUUGAUUUAUUCGGAACAACUCGUUUGGAAGGAGCUCAGAUUGACGUCAUCCUGGAAACGCUCACUGACAUCGGAAAAAAACUUGUACCUCUCCUUAUGAACCAAGAUGAAAGUAAGAAGGCUGAAAUGGGGAAAGAGUUUGUCCAGACAUCUUCCAAACCCUACUUCACUUAUCUUGAAGAACUAAUCAAGGAUGCAGGAGGGAAGUACUUCGUGGGAAACAAGAUCUCAUUGGCGGACAUCGAAGUCUUUCACACGCUGGAUAUGAUGACAAACAGCAAGUACGCUAUAGAGGGCGUCCUCGAUGCCUACCCUCAACUGAGUGCCUUCUACAAGUUCUUCAAGGAGGAAGGUCCUUUGAAUUCUUACCUGAAAUCUCGACCCGUCACGGAUGCAUAAUAGGGAGCUUUCGCAACAGUUACCCAGACACUUUCUGGAACGUGGAUAAUCUACAGUAUUGUCAAAUGUCC
Messenger RNA from Lytechinus variegatus (green sea urchin), 903 nucleotides. Its product is annotated as glutathione S-transferase 1-like. NCBI's taxonomy places the organism in Eukaryota, Metazoa, Echinodermata, Echinoidea, Temnopleuroida, Toxopneustidae. The record is from RefSeq and is a predicted model, not a curated record. The transcript has 5 exons. Bases 200 to 832 code for a protein of 210 amino acids. Gene Ontology annotation, biological process: glutathione metabolic process. Gene Ontology annotation, molecular function: glutathione transferase activity.